Molecule: messenger RNA, 2095 nt
Organism: Esox lucius (northern pike)
Lineage: Eukaryota; Metazoa; Chordata; Actinopteri; Esociformes; Esocidae
Product: T-complex protein 1 subunit gamma
Exons: 14
Coding region: 287-1873 (528 amino acids)
Biological process (GO): protein folding
Cellular component (GO): chaperonin-containing T-complex
Molecular function (GO): ATP hydrolysis activity; ATP-dependent protein folding chaperone; ATP binding
Source: RefSeq, a predicted model, not a curated record
UGCAUUAAGUGUACAUUAAAGUUUGCUAUAUUUGUUAACUGUUUCAUUCAAGCGACGUGAUGCUCAAUGUUCUGGCCUUGCUCAGUAAUGUUAGCUAGUGUGAGAUCUCGAAGAAUGACAGUCAUGCUGCGUAGGCAAACAGUGCUAACUAGCGCAGUUUUAAACCUUUAUCCAAUUUCGAGAAUAAACAAGGAUGUUACGAUGUUUGUUAACCAUUUGCAAAAGUGAUGUUAACGCAAAUUAAUUUGUUCAGGGAUUAGAAAGCUCAAAUGACUCAGGCCAGAAUAUGAAAAGAGAGUCUGGACGCAAGGUCCAGAAAGGGAACAUAGGUGCAGCAAAGGCAAUAGCAGAUGUCAUCCGGACAUGCCUGGGACCAAGAGCGAUGAUGAAGAUGCUGCUUGACCCCAUGGGUGGGAUUGUCAUGACCAACGACGGCAACGCCAUUCUCAGAGAGAUCCAGGUGCAGCACCCAGCCGCCAAGUCCAUGAUUGAGAUAAGUCGCACACAGGACGAGGAGGUGGGAGACGGGACCACGUCAGUCAUCAUCCUUGCUGGGGAGAUGCUGUCCGUAGCAGAGCAGUUCCUGGAGCAGCAGAUGCACCCCACAGUCAUCAUCAGUGCCUACAGACAUGCCCUCGAUGACAUGCUAGACAUGCUGAAAGACAUCAGCACCCCAGUGGAUGUGAACGACAAGGCCCAGAUGCUGAAGAUCAUCAACUCGGCCAUAUGCACCAAGGCAUUGAGUCAUUGGUCUACCAUGGCCUGUAACAUUGCAUUGGACGCUGUGCGGACUGUGGAGUUGGAGGAGCAUGGACGCAAAGAGAUCAACAUCAAGCUGUAUGCCAAAGUGGAGAAGGUGCCCGGUGGCAUCAUUGAGGACUCCUGUGUCCUGAAAGGUGUGAUGAUCAACAAAGAUGUCACUCACCCUCGCAUGCGCAGAAUGAUCAAGAACCCCCGCAUCAUCCUGCUGGAUUGCUCCCUCGAGUACAAGAAGGGCGAGAGCCAGACUGACAUAGAGAUCACGCGUGAGGAGGACUUUUCCAGGAUCCUUCAGAUGGAGGAAGAGUACAUCCAGACAAUCUGUGAAGAUAUCAUCCGCCUCAAGCCAGAUCUCAUCUUCACUGAGAAGGGCAUCUCAGACCUGGCUCAGCACUAUCUGAUGAAAGCCAAUAUUACAGCCAUCCGCCGCGUCAGAAAGACUGACAACAACCGGAUUUCAAGAGCGUGUGGCGCUCGCAUCGCAAGCCGCACAGAAGAGCUGCGCGAAGAGGACGUGGGAACCGGAGCCGGCCUCUUUGAGAUCAAGAAGAUUGGAGAUGAGUACUUCACCUUCGUCACAGAGUGCAAAGACCCUAAAGCCUGCACCAUCCUACUGAGAGGAGCCAGCAAGGAGAUCCUGGCUGAGGUGGAGCGGAACCUACAGGAUGCCAUGCAGGUGUGCCGUAACGUGCUGCUAGAUCCCUUUCUGCUCCCCGGGGGCGGCGCGGUGGAGAUGGCUGUGUCCAAGAGGCUGAUUGAGCGUUCCAAGACCCUGACCGGGGUGGAGCAGUGGCCGUACCGCGCUGUGGCCCAGGCCCUGGAGGUCAUCCCCCGCACCCUCAUCCAGAACUGCGGAGCCUCCACCAUCCGCGUGCUCACCUCCCUCAGGGCCAAGCACACCCUGGAGGGCUGUGAAUCCUGGGGGGUGAAUGGAGAAACGGGCACCCUGGCAGAAAUGAAUGAGCUGGGCAUCUGUGAGCCUCUGGCCGUCAAGGCACAGACAUACAAGACGGCUGUGGAGACGGCCAUCUUGCUGCUCCGCAUUGACGACAUUGUGUCUGGACACAAGAAGAAAGGAGAUGAGCACGCUGGAGGAGGACAGGGGGCUGAGUAGAGAAGGGACAGGCAUGGUAGAGCAGUGGGUAAAUAAAGGCUAGCAGUAGGUACAUAGCACAGCCUACUGUUCGAAUUUUGGAUGCUUUUUAGCAAGAACAACUGAAAUUCGUUUGUCGGUUUUCUCAACCAAGCAUGUGUCCAUAAUCAAGUCACUCUGUUGCAAUGUACAGUUAUUGUUACAUAUUUUGAUUUGCUAUAAAGUUCCAUGUAAAUGCUCUGA